AUGAAUCCGGAUUAUGAUGACCCUGUUAUCUUAUCUUCCAAGAAGAGGACUGUUGAGGACUUCUGUAUUCGGAUUCACAAAGAUAUGCUUAAACAAUUCAAGUACGCUUUGGUAUGGGGUUCAAGUGCUAAACACAAGCCACAGAGAGUUGAAAGGGAAGAUGAGCUCGAGGACGAGGAUGUUGUUCAGAUCGUUAAAAAGAUAUGA
Molecule: messenger RNA, 207 nt
Organism: Eruca vesicaria subsp. sativa (arugula)
Lineage: Eukaryota; Viridiplantae; Streptophyta; Magnoliopsida; Brassicales; Brassicaceae
Source: the annotation of a GenBank genome assembly